This is a messenger RNA of Dracunculus medinensis (Guinea worm), 639 nucleotides long. The record is from the annotation of a GenBank genome assembly. Lineage: Eukaryota; Metazoa; Nematoda; Chromadorea; Rhabditida; Dracunculidae.
AAUGCUUUAGAAUUAUGUUUGUUACCGGAGGAUAGGGGUCCUUGUUUCGGUGAAAUAGUACGUUGGCGAUACAAUUCAGAAAUCUCCAGUUGUGUCACCUUUAUAUAUACGGGAUGUGACCAUAAUGCCAAUUAUUUUACGUCUGAAGAAGCUUGUGAACGUGCUUGCGGUUUAUUUAGGAAUCAAGAUGUCUGUUCAAUGAGAGUAAAUAAAGGAAGUUGUAAUUUGGGCAUAACUAAGUGGUACUUCAAUAAAAAUUUGGGUGAAUGUCAUGUUUUCAUGUAUUCUGGUUGUGGAGGCAAUGGAAAUCGAUUUUCAAGUAAAGCGGAAUGCCAACAUUUGUGUUCUCUCGAGACAAAAAUUUCAGAAGAUGAAGAUAUAUGUAAAUUCGAACGGGACAGUGGCCCAUGCAUCGAUGCUGUAACUCAAUGGUACUUUGAUAAAGAAGACGAGCAGUGUAAACAAUUCACAUAUGGCGGAUGUCGUGGAAAUCAAAAUCGAUUUAAUUCAAAAGAUAGUUGUGAAAAGAAAUGUGCACAAAAGCGAAAGAAUCGAACUCUAAUUGAUGCACAAAAUUCAGUUCUAAAAUCUACUGGUAGUGCCUUUUUCAUUCGCUUUUUUUGCUUCAUUUUUCACUGA